Molecule: messenger RNA, 641 nt
Organism: Drosophila arizonae
Lineage: Eukaryota; Metazoa; Arthropoda; Insecta; Diptera; Drosophilidae
Gene: Mesh1
Product: Metazoan SpoT homolog-1
Molecular function (GO): guanosine-3',5'-bis(diphosphate) 3'-diphosphatase activity
Source: RefSeq, a predicted model, not a curated record
GAAACCGUAGCUGCAACAGCUGAUUUAUUACAAACAAAAAUAAAGGAAUUUCGAUGGCAUCUGUCGAUUUUAUGAAAGCGCUUCAAUUCGCGGCAUACAAACAUAGUAAACAACGCAGAAAGGAUCCCGACUCCACGCCGUACGUUAACCAUCUUAUAAAUGUUGCCACAAUAUUAGCAGAGGCUGGAAUUAAAGAUGAGGGCGUCCUUAUAGCGGCUAUAUUGCACGAUGUUGUUGAAGACACAGACACAACCAUUCAAGAGGUGGAGCAGCUGUUCGGCACCGAUGUUUCCAGUCUGGUGUUGGAAGUGACCGAUGACAAGAGCCUGGAGAAGAGCGAACGCAAGCGCCUGCAAAUUGUAAAUGCCAGAAAUACAACAAAGCGCGCCAAGCUCAUCAAAUUGGCCGACAAGCUGGACAAUCUGAGGGAUCUACGCAAGACCACGCCUUGUGGUUGGACAGAGGAACGCCGCGAUCAGUACUUCGAAUGGGCCAAACUUGUGGUGGACAACUUGCGCGGGACGAAUGCGAUAAUGGAGGAGAAACUGGACCAGAUUUUCGCUGAGCGAUCUCUUGUAUAAAUAAGGUUAAGGCUGUGACCCAUGACUGAUGCUAGAGCUUUCAAUAUAAUAAUAAUAAUA